UUCCGUAAAUUCCUUUGUUUACCGUAGAAACGGGAAUGAGGCGAUGUAUCUUUAAUUACAAAAUACCAUGACUUUCCUGAUUUAAACUUUAGAAUAAAUAUGGAUAGACUGCCAGGAACUCUCUCUGUGCCUUAUGAAGACGCCGUCAGCAAUUUAGUCUGGAUUAAACUUGUUGGUAUAGGCAACGCUAAUGUUGGAAAGACAUGUCUAAUCAAGCACUUUUGUGAAAGCAAGUUCAACUCAGGGUACCAGCCAACUGUUGGAGUGGACUAUGGUUUCAAAGUACAAGAGCUACAGGGAGUAGAUUUACGUGUACAUCUGUGGGACCUGUCUGGAAGCUCUGAGUAUUUUGACGUACGAAAUGAGCUUUACUCUGGCACCGACGCUAUCUUCUUGGUGUACGAUGUCACAAACAUGGCUUCCUUUGAAUCUCUUGAUCAGUGGAUCAGAGAGGUCAAACGUUAUGCAAAUGGAGAUCCAGAGAUUUUCAUCGUUGGAAAUAAGAUUGACCUGAAGCAAAAACGUGCUGUAACUUCCACUGAAGGAAAAAAAUAUGCACAGGCAAACAAAUUCAAAUAUGCAGAGACGUCUGCGGCAAAUGGAGAUGGCGUGUUGACAAUGUUUGACACUAUGCUCCAAACUGUAUGUGACAAACAGGUGGGCGGAGCCAAGAGACCAGAAGGAGCAAUCAGAAGAGAGGCUCAAGCCAGUGAGAUCUACCAUAAACAGGCCCGGAGCUGAAUUGGCAAUAUACGUCUCUGUGGGCUAGCUGUUCAGUGGUGGUGAAAACAAGGCACGGUGCGGUGGCUUGAAUGAAUCAGCUGUUGUGUUCAUGUGUAAUCCACCAAGCUGGUAAUGCUCUCUACUAGAUCUGAAAAGUGUUUUGUAAUUUCUUAUCAACAUUUAAUGAUCGGUUCAAUACAAGUAAGAUGGUUUUGGAGACGGAUGGCUUCAAUUUGGCUUUCAGGGUCAAGCCAAGCUGUUCAGGAUACAUCCCAGUAGAAAGGUAGAGACACGGUAGAAUAUCAUAUCUUUGACAAGAGGGACCUGAACUCGGGUCUUUUUGCAUUUUAAAGCACAGAACCUAAUGGUUGCACCCUUGAGGCCGGUGCUACAUAAUAUCUGACAAUUUCCACUGGCAGUAAGUCAGUUACAAGGACUAGAAGUCAUGAAGUUAUUGAGUACGAACACUCAUGGAGUAGAAGAGAAAGACUAGUAGAUGAGGCGAUAGCAAAUGGGACCGUCUGUUGAGGAAUAGGUUUUCCUUCUCAAAAUAUCUAUUUUAUUGGCAGGAGGAACAGUGGAGGAAAUGGUAAGUGACCUUUUUUUACAGAUGAUUGUCUUAUACUGGUGGCUGUCUGGGUAGGUUCAACUGUAUUCAAGUUCAGAGGUCCCAGUGCUAUUUUCUCAGCCACAGAGUCAAUCUCUUAUUUGACUUUUCUCCUCCUCCUGAAGAGUAAAUGCUGUUAGAAAAGAAACAUCUCCAAAUACAGUACGGAUAAGUCGAACACUCUCUCUCUCUCUCUCCCUUUUUAACUCCCAGUAGAGCACAGGCCAUCAACAGCAUUACUCCAGCGAA
Molecule: messenger RNA, 1579 nt
Organism: Aplysia californica (California sea hare)
Lineage: Eukaryota; Metazoa; Mollusca; Gastropoda; Aplysiida; Aplysiidae
Product: dnaJ homolog subfamily C member 27
Exons: 6
Coding region: 100-741 (213 amino acids)
Molecular function (GO): GTP binding; GTPase activity
Source: RefSeq, a predicted model, not a curated record